Molecule: messenger RNA, 1208 nt
Organism: Vicia villosa (hairy vetch)
Lineage: Eukaryota; Viridiplantae; Streptophyta; Magnoliopsida; Fabales; Fabaceae
Product: ethylene-responsive transcription factor 1A-like
Exons: 1
Coding region: 96-869 (257 amino acids)
Biological process (GO): regulation of DNA-templated transcription; ethylene-activated signaling pathway
Molecular function (GO): DNA binding; DNA-binding transcription factor activity
Source: RefSeq, a predicted model, not a curated record
ACUUAUUCUCAACAUUUCAAGUUCGAAUAUUCAACCCCUCUCUCAAAAAAUAUCACAAAUUUAAACUCAUCACACACAAAAUUAAAGACCACAAAAUGUAUCAAAACAAUAAUUUUGAUUCCGAUUUUGCCCUUCUAGACUCUAUUCGCCGCCACUUGUUGGGUGAGUCCGAAUCAAUAUUCGGAGCUCCAACAACUAAUACCCGGGUUUUCUCUCGGAGCUCCAGUUUCAGUAGCUUGUAUCCAUGUUUGAGUGAUAAUUGGGGUGAGUUACCUCUCAAAGAAGAUGAUUCUGAAGAUAUGUUGCUCUACGGCGUCCUUCGUGACGCCGUAAAUGUCGGGUGGGUUCCGUCUCUUGAAGUCGGAUCACCCGAGAGCAUUUCAUCGGGUUUUCCGUUGGAAUUAACGGUAAAACCCGAGCCAGAUGUCAUGCCGGUUGAGAAUAUUCCCAUGGUGGUGCCUACGGCGGUUCAGGUGGUUCCGAAGGGACCCAAAGCUGCUCCGGUUAAAGGUAAGCACUACCGCGGGGUGAGACAACGGCCGUGGGGAAAAUUCGCGGCGGAGAUUCGUGACCCGGCUAAGAACGGAGCUAGGGUUUGGCUUGGAACAUUUGAAACCGCUGAGGAUGCAGCUUUGGCUUACGAUAGAGCUGCGUAUAGGAUGAGAGGUUCGAGGGCUUUGCUGAAUUUUCCUCUUCGGGUUAACUCCGGCGAACCCGACCCGGUAAGGAUUACUUCUAAAAGAUCUUCGCCGGAACGUUCUUCUUCGUCUUCAUUAUCGUCGGAGAGUAAUUCUCCGGCGAAGAAGAAGAAGGUAAUGGGAGGUCAAGUGGCACAGUUGACACGUGGAGGACAGUUGUUGGUUUCUUAAAAUAUAUGAUUUUCCGUACUAGGAACAAAAAUGUUUAGGUUACUGUUGUGUUGUGGUUGUUCAAUGCAAUUUUGUAAUUAUCCGAAGACAUGUGUGUAUAGCACUACCCUUUCUUUUUGUGGAUUUACCGACACAUUUUUGGAACCAAGGAAAAAGAUGAUAGAUAGAAAAUGUAGCAAGAUGUGACUCUUGAGAAGACAAAAAUGCGGGAGAGGAAACAAAAUGUGAAAAUUGAGAAAGGAAAUUAUGAUGUUUGGGAAAUAGUGAUUAGUGAAUGAAGUGGGGUUAAUAUGUAAUGUAGCUUUGUGAAUAAAGGAUUUGUUUUAUUUGUUUGAUCAA